Molecule: messenger RNA, 2238 nt
Organism: Stereum hirsutum FP-91666 SS1
Lineage: Eukaryota; Fungi; Basidiomycota; Agaricomycetes; Russulales; Stereaceae
Exons: 13
Coding region: 1-2238 (745 amino acids)
Source: RefSeq, a predicted model, not a curated record
AUGGACGAUCAUUGUGUCUACGCCACAUCCAAGGUUGCCUCCAAUCCCUUCCUUUCCUCCAGGUGGAUUCGCCGAAAACGACAUCUGCUUAUUAUCUUGGCUCUUGCACUUGAUCUCCUCGUCCUUGCGCUGGCUUGGACAGUUCAACAACACGAUAUAUUCCUGGACACCAAUGACCACGUCAAGAUGCUCCAGAAAUUUCUCCCCGUAAUUGGUGCAUUAACUGGGCUUUGCGUGACCUCAGUGAAUGUUCUAGCCUUUACGGCUUUAAUCACAGAGUAUGCGAAGAUUAAGAUGGUCGACAAUGGUCUAACUCUUCAAGACUUGGGACAUCUCCAUUCGCUUGCGAACACCAAACUCGUGUUUACCUGGACGCCGCUUUUCGCUCUUGCUUGUCUCCUUCUCGUGGGUGAAGGGUUGAUUCCUACUGUCUGUGUGUCGAGCAUGACACCUUCCGAUUUCUCGUGGGUUACCACCGGAAGCACACCCGUCGUAGACUUCUCUGCUAGCUCUGGUAUUAUCCCUGAGAUUGAGUGCGAGUACGCCACAGCCAUGACUAAUAACCCCAAUGCGUACAGCUAUGGGACUAACUGUCCUAUAGACUACGCUUACGGAGACAUCUACAACGCCGGUCUGCAAUCCUUCCGGGGAACCUUCCCUACCAACACAACCCGCCAAGGUGUCUCUUACCCAUCUUCGCUUCUCGGCCUUUCCGGUGCUUUCACUUCUGCAAUGUCGACUCACGUCAGCUCGAUCACCAACAACCAAAAUCGGAAUAUCAGUUCAGACGACACCUUCGACACAUGUCUGCCGAGAGUUGUUGCAGAAGUGAACUGUUCUAGAGAACUGGAAGAUUUGCAGUGGUUCAAUGUGACGUAUGUCGCGCCUCCAGGAGGCGUACCUCAAGGAGUAGUCGGUGCCUCCCUCUGCGACAACAGUACAACUCCCAUUUCCUGCCAGGACCCACAAUACGGCAUUCAGUUCUCCACCGGAACCAUCGUGGCGACCUGGCAGAUGGAUCCAAACUCGGGAAAUUCAACUUUGAGUAUGUACAAUUUUGCAGCAUAUGCUGAUGCCAUGACGUCCUCUCAAAUUCAAUGCAAGACUGCCGCUUAUCAGACCCUCGAGCCCAUUCGCAUCACCGGCGGCGUUUCCGUUGAACCCAACCCGGAUACCGACUUCAAGUGCACCAACAGUGGUGAAGCCCAACCCACGCAGUUGUUUAUCCUGAACAUAACACGAAUUGCGGAUAUGGCUUUCAUAAAGAUGCAAGGGAAAGAUGGAAUAUUGGAGCCGAUUAGUUAUGUACCCAAUGGAACCGACCGCGUCUUCGCUCUCCAGGAGGCUCUUCGCACCAUGGUCUCCGUCGGAGCAACAGAGAUGUACGCCUUCCAAACUUCAAACUCCACCGUUCUCUCCUCCUACGACACUCCUGCCUCUCAACAACCCUACACAUAUACUACCACCCGCACACGUCUCGGCUCCAAAUCUGGGCACAUUCUCGCGUUCGCGUCAAGCACGGUGAUCCUCACAGGCACACUACUCUCUGGAUACAUCUACAUAUCUGCACUGCACUCCCCGGCAUUGCAUUCAAGCGCGGUACAUGUACAAGGAAUGACGAAGAAUCAUACGGCUCGAGAUCUGCCGUUCAAUCCACUGCACCCUGCGUCCAUCGCUCUAGCGGGACUGAACAGGAAUGAGCGAGAGACAUUACCGAGACAGGUGGAAGAGCAUCAUGUUGCGGACCCGGAUGGACUGCAUGACGUUCCGAUCGUGUUAAGGUAUGGGUUCGUCAACGAGAAGAGGCUUGGGUUGCACAUUAGUAUCGAUCCUUUGGAGGAGCCCACAAACGGUGCAUCAGAGGCCUCUACGAUGCUGCGGAGUAGGAAUGACUCAUUUCCGAUAUCUGAGGAGUCUGGGGGCUCGAGCUUGGGCGGAAGAUACGAGCAAGCGGGUGAAUACGGGAAGACGGAGCAUCUAAAGUAUUGGCCGGGAAAGCUUGAGAGUGGUAUGGAGGAAGUGAAGGAGUUUGACCCGAGGGUCUUGUACGACGAUCCUUUGCCUCUGAAGCCUUCGCUUAUCCUUGUACGUCUAGUACUCGGAGGCAGCGCGCACCUCACGCCCCUCAAAGAAUUGCAAGUUAGGACAGAUCCUGGGCAUAGACGACACUCGAGCUCAACUGGGCGGGUACAAGAAAUCUUAGCCUCUCUUCGCAGACGUGCAGAGGCAGUCUUUUGA